This is a messenger RNA of Bicyclus anynana (squinting bush brown), 1861 nucleotides long. Its product is annotated as beta-catenin-like protein 1. Bases 132 to 1805 code for a protein of 557 amino acids. Lineage: Eukaryota; Metazoa; Arthropoda; Insecta; Lepidoptera; Nymphalidae. Gene Ontology annotation, cellular component: spliceosomal complex. The record is from RefSeq and is a predicted model, not a curated record. The transcript is spliced from 13 exons.
UUUGAUUGUCAAGACAAGACAAGAAGACAAGUGUCAAAAACCAAACAAAACAAAGUGUACAGAAAACGAUUUAAAUUUGGUAAAUUUUUAGUCUUGUUUUCUUGUAUGUUUGUUUGUAAAACACUGGCGAGAUGGAUGUAGGAGAAUUGCUUUCAUUUAAGCCGGUACCGACGCCGAAAAGGCCAAAUGAUGAAGAACUGGAAGAUUCUGAUGACGAUAACAACUACUCGUCUAAGAUAAGACGCUUAAACAAGAACACAAUAGACCGUUUGUCACAAUCCUACAGUACGAGCCUCCCUAAAGAGCCUAUGAUAACAGAUAAAGAAAGAGAAGACAUCUUAAAAUUUGUUGAAACUGAAGUGACAGAGGGUGAAGUGUUAGAUGAAACUGCUGUGAAAAAGUUAGUUCUUAAUUUUGAAAAGAAAGCCCUAAGAAACAGAGAAAUGAGAAUAAAGUUUCCUGACCAACCUGAAAAGUUCAUGGAGAGUGAAAUAGAUUUAUUUGAAGCUUUGCAGGAAUUAAGUGCCGUGGCCACUGUCCCUGACCAGUACCCACUGCUGGUAGAGUUAAAGUGUGUUAACUCUUUAUUGGAAUUAUUGUCACAUGACAAUACUGAUGUGUCUACAAAAGUGGUUAAUUUAUUGCAAGAGUUGACAGAUGUUGACAUACUGCACGAGAGUGAGGAGGGCGCGGAGGAGCUGAUCACCGCGCUGGCGGAGGCGGAGUGCGCUGCGCUGCUGCUGCACAACCUGCACCGCCUCGACGAGCAGGUGCCCGACGAGAGGGACGCGGUUCACAACACACUAGGUAUAAUUGAAAAUAUAACAGAAUUUAGGCCAGAGCUUUGUGUGGAAGUUGCCAAGCAAGGGUUCAUACAGUGGAUAUUGAAAAGGCUAAAAGUUAAAAUUCCGUUUGAUGGCAACAAGUUGUAUGCAAGCGAGAUUUUGUCUAUACUGUUACAAAAUACUCCAGAGAACCGCAAGUUGCUGGGUGAACUUGAUGGAAUUGAUGUUCUACUGCAGCAGUUGGCGUUCUACAAACGCCACGAUCCCAGCGGGCCCGAGGAGCAGGAAGCCAUGGAGAACAUGUUCGACGCGCUGUGCUGCGCGCUCAUGGAGCCCGCCAACAGGGACCGCUUCCUGCGCGGGGAGGGGCUGCAGCUCAUGAAUCUCAUGUUGAGGGAAAAGAAAAUGUCUAGGAACGGUUCGUUGAAAGUGUUGGACCACGCGUUGGCAGGCUCCGACGGACGGGAUAACUGCAACAAGUUUGUUGACAUACUGGGCCUGCGAACUGUCUUCCCGCUGUUCAUGAAGACGCCAAAGAGGAAGAGGUUGCUUACUGUUGACCAACAUGAAGAGCACGUGGUAUCGAUAAUAGCAUCAAUGUUGCGCAACUGUCAGGGCAGCCAGCGACAGAGGCUGCUGGCCAAGUUCACGGAGAAUGACCUGGAGAAGGUCGACCGACUGUUGGAGUUGCACUUCAAAUAUAUGGACAAAGUUGAUCGCACAGAGAAGGAUAUGGAGGCGGAAGGCGAAGACUUGGACGAUGACGCGCAGUAUUUAAAAAGAUUGUCCGGCGGCUUGUUCACUUUGCAAUUAAUCGAUAGGAUUAUUUUAGAGGUUUGCACGGCUGGCCCGCCUACAGUGAAACAACGAGUACAGCGCGUGUUGUCGCUCCGAGGCGGCUCUUUGAAGAUCAUUCGCCACGUCAUGAGAGAGUACGCGGGCAACCUGGGAGACGCCGGGAGCGAGGAGUGGCGCCAACAGGAGCAACAGCAUAUAUUGCAACUUGUCGAUAAAUUUUGAUAGUUUUUAUAAAUUUUGUAGAAUGAUAGGUAAAUAAAAACUCGUGAACGUUAAAA